Molecule: messenger RNA, 2715 nt
Organism: Macrobrachium nipponense
Lineage: Eukaryota; Metazoa; Arthropoda; Malacostraca; Decapoda; Palaemonidae
Product: rho guanine nucleotide exchange factor 16-like
Exons: 12
Coding region: 1-2715 (904 amino acids)
Biological process (GO): activation of GTPase activity
Molecular function (GO): guanyl-nucleotide exchange factor activity; protein binding
Source: RefSeq, a predicted model, not a curated record
AUGAAAAGUACAGAAAGUAAGUAUGAGGAUGAAAGUGCAAAAAAGAACACAUUUGUUCAAUAUUUGGCCUGUGAUUUGACCCCUAAUCUGACUCCUACUAGUGCAGACAACAAGAGAAAGUGGUCCUUUAGGAGUCACUUCAGAAGGAAGUCACUGGCUGGAUCUGUGACCACAGUUGUUAGUCGAGGAGGAGGAGGAGGACCACCUUCAAAGAAGGAAUCUGCAACUUUCUAUCUCACUCUUACUAUUGAAACAGAGAGACAAGACGCUGGCGAGAUGUCAGAUGCAUCUCAGCAGACUGUUCGCUCAGAUUCUGAGAGUGUACUCUCAAGUGCAAGUACACAAGAGUACAGGAAGUCCAACACUCCCUCUAUAGCCUCCAUGACGACCGUUGGUUCCUCUUCUGAGACGACCGUGCCAUUGAGGCAGCAUCGUCCAGCAUCCAUCAUUCACCACAGAAAGAGCACUGCAAGUUGCAGCUAUGCACCAGUCAGGCCUAGGACAGCUCCCCCUGCCCCUCCACCAAAAGAGAAGGACAAUGAACCAACUACUGGAGAGAGUGAAGUGGAUGAGCACAGUAAGACCAGUGUAGCCUUGCGGCUCAAUCAACUCCUCUCCUCGGGACCCACUGCCCCGCCUGGAAGACGUGUCUUGAGGACUUCUGAGGGCUCCAGCAGUGACACAUCUCCUGUCCCUGUCCUGGUGCACCCUGAUGAUGGUGGCUACACAACUCUGCGUAUCAACAGUGUCAAAUAUGCCACAAUUAACAUGAAUAACAGUAGUAGUAUAGCAGAAGACUCCAGUGGUGAUGAAAAGGCAUUGAGUCCUGAGGUGACCAGUUCUGUGAUGCAUAAUAUUCCCCAGACACGCACUUCAGUUGUCAGUGCUUCCUCUCAUGGCUCAAGUGAAGGGUACGUCCGCCCAUGCGAUAUUGCAUCAGCCCCACCACCUCUGCCCGCAAGGAGGACUCCCGUAACCCAUCAGCCCCGUUUUAGACUUCCACCACCUUCCCGAUUAUCUUUAUCUCAACCCAUGCUCGUGCAGAUGCCCUCUAGUCUUCCUGAUGGGGAUAACAAUAGUUACUUAGACUUUAGCUGUGAUGCGUUGAAUCAAGAGGAACCACUGUAUGUAAGUUCGCACUUUGCUGAUGAACCCCUGUACCAGUUUUAUACCGCCAAGCUCCUUGAACGGGCUGCACAAAGUCAAGGAGACUGUUCGUCAGAGGAUGACUAUGAGGUCAUAAAUGACGGGCAGCACUCCAUUGGGGGGAAACUACAAACCCGACCCACUGCCAUGGAACUGGUUACCCCAGCUGAUGGUAGAAGAACCUUGUGGUGUGAACUUCCAGAAGUCAUUGAAAGUGGAUUGCUAAGUCAAAUUAGUACACAAGAAAAGAAGACCCAGGAAGCUAUGUUUGAGAUGAUCACGUCAGAAGCAUCUUAUCUGAAAAGUCUCAACGUUCUGGUCACACAUUUUGUACAGUGUCCAGAGUUUACUGUAGAUGAGGGAGAUGAUGCUGUCCUAAGUAGGAGGGAAAGACACAUUCUGUUCUCAGAUAUCCUUCCAGUCAAGAGGUGCUCUGAGCUAUUCCUAGCAGAUUUAGAAAAACGGUGGCAAGAGUCUGUGAGGAUUUCAAAGAUAAGUGAUAUCAUCCUCAAGCAUGCAAAUAAUCACUUCCAGGUGUACGUCAAAUAUUGCUCUAAUCAAAUCUAUCAAGAUAGAAUCUUAAAGGAACUCAAGGAAAACAACCCCAAGUUCUUAGAGGUGUUGAAUCGUCUUGAGUCAUCACCCGUCUGCCAAUCUCUUGCUAUGCACUCGUUCCUAAUGCUCCCAAUGCAGAGGAUCACGAGGUUGCCCUUGUUAGUUGAUGCCAUAUUUCACCGACUAAAACACGACACUCCUGAGUGGGAGGAAUGCAAAGCAGCCCUUGCCACUCUCACAAAGAUUGUUGCAGAGUGCAACGAAGGUGCUCGUAAAAUGGAACGCAUGGAAGAAAUGCUCAUCCUCUCAAGGCAGCUUGACUUCCGAGAAGUAAAGGCAAUCCCUCUUAUAUCUGCAUCCCGUUGGCUUGUCAAGAAAGGGGAACUGACUAGUGAGGAUCAAUAUAUGGUGCUUGAUUACUGCUCAAGAAACAUGGUGCAAGUGCUGGAGCUUGACGCUACAGACAAAUUCCCUGGCCGCAUUCUGGACGGCCACAAGAACCUCCUCAUCAUGACCAUGCUCCAGAAUCAUGAGAAUAAAACGGUAGAAAUGGUGGUUUCCUGUCCCAUGGAAUCUGACAGAACGAGAUGGGUCGAAGCUGUGACCCCGCGAACGUCGGAGAAUCCUGAUGAGAGAAUCUACGAAGAGUGGGACUGUCCACAGGUCCAAGCAAUUCACCCAUAUGUGGCAAAGGAAUCGGAUGAACUCUCGUUGGAAGUAUCUGACGUCGUUAAUGUGCUGAAGAAAAUGUCCGAUGGUUGGUACCAAGGGGAGAGGAUCCGCGACCAGGAGCGAGGAUGGUUCCCUGGAAGCUUUACGGUCGAGAUCUCCUCCAGCCACGUACGAGCACGCAACCUUCGCCAGCGUUACCGCCUUCUAGCAAUAUCCAGUUCGUUACUGGACGAGCUAAAAAGGGAAAAGGAACGCUUUGAGAAAGAGGAAAAGAGGAAAGACAGGAGGAGAACACUUACGAUGAAGGAGGUCAUUUCAUCUCAGGCUCAAGCACUUAAUUAA